UUCUAUUUUACCCUCUUUUCAGCGUCUGAAGCCUGGUGGAAUACUGCAAUGGCAGCUCAGAUGACUGAUAGUCAUCGACGGUUCCUGCAGGUCCUGAUGUCUCAUGGGAUAAUGGAAGGAUCAGAGGCUAGGAAAUUACACAGGCAUUGCUGUGAAAUGCAUAAAGUCUACUAUGCACAUGAUAAAUUGGAUGAUUUCAUCAAUACUAUUAACGUCCAUCUGCAGCCUUUGUUCAUGCAGAUCCGGAAAGGAAUGUCUGAAGACGACGGGAGAGUGCGUUAUGCCCUGGUGAAUCUGGCAGAGACUGAAAUUACUAAAAUGGCCUCUGAUUAUGCAGAAAAUGAAUUAGAAUUGUUCAGAAAAACAAUGGACCUAAUCAUUUUAUCAGAAAAUGGCUUUGCCUCUUCCACAGAGAUUUUAAACUUUGUUGACCAACUGAAGACAAAGAAAAUGAAGAAAAAGGAAGCAGAGCAAGUGUUGAAACUUUUUGUGGAGGAUAAGUGGCUCUCUGAGAAAAAUGGGGAAUAUACACUGCAUACUCGCUGCAUAAUGGAGAUGGAGCAAUAUAUUCUCAGCAACUACCAAGGUGUAGCAAGGAAGUGCAACAUCUGUCACAGCCUUGCCAUCCAGAGCCAAGUAUGUGAAACCUGUGGAAUUGGAAUGCAUUUACCUUGUGUUGGAAAGUACUUCAAAGCUCAGACUGAACCACACUGUCCUCACUGUAAUGAUUUCUGGCCUCAUGAGAUUCCAGAGGUGAGUCGGAUAGAUUCCCAGGUGUCAUCAAAGAGAGAGAGAGGAAAAGAGCUUCAUUCUCAGCACUAGAUAGUUAAGACUGCUUUCAGUGAUU
Molecule: messenger RNA, 847 nt
Organism: Tinamus guttatus (white-throated tinamou)
Lineage: Eukaryota; Metazoa; Chordata; Aves; Tinamiformes; Tinamidae
Gene: NSMCE1
Product: NSE1 component of SMC5/6 complex
Biological process (GO): double-strand break repair via homologous recombination
Cellular component (GO): nucleus; Smc5-Smc6 complex
Molecular function (GO): ubiquitin-protein transferase activity
Source: RefSeq, a predicted model, not a curated record